Molecule: messenger RNA, 849 nt
Organism: Saxophila tyrrhenica
Lineage: Eukaryota; Fungi; Ascomycota; Dothideomycetes; Mycosphaerellales; Extremaceae
Exons: 1
Coding region: 1-849 (282 amino acids)
Biological process (GO): fatty acid beta-oxidation
Cellular component (GO): mitochondrion
Molecular function (GO): enoyl-CoA hydratase activity
Source: RefSeq, a predicted model, not a curated record
AUGGCAGAUCAACUUCAGAACCAGCCGCCGCAGACUUCCUUCCUCAAGCUGUCAUAUCCUGCCCCACGGGUCGUCAUGCUCACAAUGAACCGCGAGAAAGACCUCAACUGCACCAGCUCAGCAGCAGUCCUAGAAAUGACUGCAGUCUUUCGCUGGUUCGAUGCCGAGCCCAGCCUGACGGUGGCAAUCUUGACUGGCGCUGGCAAGCGUGCUUUUUCCACUGGUGCUGACCUCAAAGAGUGGAACGCAAAGGUCGCGAAAGCAGCUACUGAAGGCCGUGACACAGGCGGUGCUGGACCGGGCAACGUGCCAGGCGCCGAAGGUCUCAGUAACCGUAGAGGGAAGAAGCCGUUCAUCGCCGCAGUCAACGGGAUGGCGCUAGGCGGCGGAUGCGAGAAUGUGGUCAACUGCGAUAUCGUGCUUGCUAGCAGGACGGCUACGUUUGGGCUGGUAGAAGUCAAGCGCGGUCUUGCACCUUACAGUGGCGUACUCCCGCGACUCAUCAGAACGGUCGGGCUACAGCGGGCUUCGGAGUUUGCUUUGACUGGGAAGAUCAUUGAUGCCGAAAUGGCCGAGAAAUGGGGUCUGGUCAACAAGGUGGUCGAGCCGGAUCAGUUGAUUGCGGAGGCCGUUGAGUGGGCGAAGCAGAUUGCUGAAAUCAGUCCCGAUAGUAUCAUCUGCACGAGAGCGAUGCUGCGGGAGGGCUGGACGACAGCGGAUGUGGUGGAGGCGACGAACAUUAGCAACGGGCGAGAGUGGGCUGAACUGCAGAAGGGAGAGAAUAUGAAGGAGGGCUUGAAAGCGUUCAAUGAGAAGCGGUCGCCUCGGUGGGGAGGUCCACGCCUUUGA